AUGGAAAUGGUAAACAGUGAUAGUAGUGGCACUACAAAUACGACACCAAAACGAGAUACAACUAAGAGAUCAAGCACUGAAUAUAUGAGAGCUAUGGCAUCACCAUCGACAGCUACGCGUGCUAACGAUGGUGGUUCACCAGAAACACCUUCACCACCCUACCAUGCGAGAAGGUCGUCCACCUCACUGGGAUUCUUAACGUCACCACUUCAUCCAAGGGCUGAGGCAAUUUUAUCCAAGAACGAUGUAUCACCAAGUGGGCCCAGUGGUGACGGUGGUAAUAAUGGGUUGCUAAUGCCACAUUCACCCGGCAUGACACGCUCAAGACUGAUGCCACCGACGACUCCGAAGUCAAGAAAUGCUGAAGUGUUCUUGUCACCACCACCAAAAUUGAAGAGUCCCAGCGUUUACAAAGAUAAUGGUAAGCCAAUUCGUGAGAUCUCAAACAGUUUGAAAGCCAGGCUCAAUUAUGCAUUGGUUAAAUUACAAAAUGGCUGGGUUGAUAAAACCCUACCCGAAUUAGAGCACAAGUUAGAUGAACCGACGUCAUCCGAGCAACAACAACAGCAGCAUCGAAUACCUGAUCAGUCAUCUUCAUCAAUACAUCUACGGCCUUCUGGCUAUAGAGGCUCUUAUCACAAUGAAUAUGCGGCUGAUAAUGAUUCUUCGUACUUGUCGAGUCAUAGCGAUGAAGAAGGUGAUAAUGGUAAUUCUGCCCAUUCAGCCUUUUUGAAAGCUUUGUCAAGUCCUAAGAGAAGGAAGAAUAAUAAUGAGGCCCCGCCAACUUCGCCAUUGAACUGGUCAGCUAAGGGUGAAAGAUUGAAAUCUCAAAGUCCUACAAAUCGUAAACCACAACCACCACAAUUAAAACCACUAAAAGUACCACGCCAAUCUCAACAACCAAAGACAAAGCAACAACCACCCUCGGAAGUGGAAGCUAUUGAAACUCUAAUGUCGCUUUCGUCACCUCAGAGAUCUCAUUCACUUCAGGAAUUUAACCUACCAGCACCUCCAUCGUCUUCAAGACACCAAUCACGUAGUGGUCAACCAUCAUCAUCAAGACGUCAAUCAAGCAGUGGUCAACUAUCAUCACCGACUACAUCUUCAUCUUCAUCGGAAAAAUCCAAUAACGAUAAACUUUCAAAUCCACUAGUUCCUACUCACUCUCAGGCUGAGGCUCAGAAACCAACACAAACUCAAAACCAGGUUCAAAAUCGAUUGGUAAGGCCCUUGAUAGUUCCAUCUUUACAGAGAUCACCAUCAAUGUCUGAUCUUUCACCAGAAUCUUCUGGAUCCGAUAAAUCCAAUCAUAAUGAUAGUAAUGGUUACCUACACUAUUCUCAACAGCAGACUGAUAUCGAAACGGAUGUCGAAGAUUCAGAUGAUGGAAAUGUUUGA
This is a messenger RNA of Zygosaccharomyces rouxii, 1398 nucleotides long. Its product is annotated as Whi5 domain-containing protein. Gene Ontology annotation, molecular function: transcription coregulator activity. Gene Ontology annotation, cellular component: SBF transcription complex; cytoplasm. Lineage: Eukaryota; Fungi; Ascomycota; Saccharomycetes; Saccharomycetales; Saccharomycetaceae. The transcript has a single exon. The record is from RefSeq and is a predicted model, not a curated record. Bases 1 to 1398 code for a protein of 465 amino acids.